Molecule: messenger RNA, 1428 nt
Organism: Helianthus annuus (common sunflower)
Lineage: Eukaryota; Viridiplantae; Streptophyta; Magnoliopsida; Asterales; Asteraceae
Product: probable receptor-like protein kinase At2g23200
Exons: 3
Coding region: 1-1428 (475 amino acids)
Biological process (GO): protein autophosphorylation
Cellular component (GO): plasmodesma; plasma membrane
Molecular function (GO): ATP binding; transmembrane receptor protein tyrosine kinase activity
Source: RefSeq, a predicted model, not a curated record
AUGGCCAAGUAUGGUUAUGAAAAUGGUACAUUGCAUGAUAUAAUCCAUCCUCAACUUUUAAAUCAAAUAUUAUCUCCGCAAUCACUCCUCAUAUACUCAAAGGUAGCGUAUUCUUGCUUAAAUGAGGAUCGAGCAGACCGCCCAAAUAUGCACUAUAUUACGGCUAAACUUGAGAAAGCAUUGGAACUUCAAUUGCGUGGUGAAAAUAUUGAAAAUAAGUUGGGACACUUGAAGAUUCAUCUCAAUGAUAUUAAAUCAGCAACAAAUAAUUUUUCUGAAGCAUACAGAAUUGUAUCUUGGGAUGACGAUUAUACUUUGUACAGAGCGGAACUCCACUGUUUUGAUAAAGAAAAUCUUUCAUACCAGGAGGGGAAGUAUGGAGGAGAACAUCUGAAGGGGCAGAGCACUGUAGUUUUAAAAAGGUACCCUUCUGGACAUGACUUGUAUGGAGAAGAAGAGUUUGUUACAGAAAUUGAAAUACUAACGAGUGUUAAGCAUCCAAACAUUGUAAAUCUACUUGGAUUCUGUGUUGAGGAUUCUGAGAUGGUCCUUGUCACUGAGAAUAUCUCUAAUGGAUAUCUUGUUGAUUAUUUGGGAAAUGUCAACCACAUGCGUGUUUUAACCUGGGAAAAACGUUUGAAAAUUUGCAUUGAUGUUGCACAUGCGUUGAAUUACCUUCACCAUGAGACGGAAGACCAAAAGAUCAUAAUAAAUCGUGAUAUAACUAGUUACAGCAUUGGGCUGGAUGAGAACUGGGGGGCAAAGAUUGUUGACUUUUGGUUCUCCGUAUGCCUGCCUCCAAAUCAAGAAGACGAAGCUCUCUAUCUCAGAUGGAUUGGCAGAGACCAAUACAUAGAUCCAGAAUACAAGAAGACCAAUAAGUUAAAAAGAGAAUCAGAUGUUUAUAGUUUUGGAGUUGUAUUGUUUGAAAUUCUAUGUGGGGGGAAAGCCUUUGACCCAAUUUACAUGAAGGAGAAUGUCAGUGGGUUGGGCCAUGUGGCAAGACAAGGCUUCUGCAUGGGAACACUAGAGGACAUGAUAGAUCCUAUAUUAAAGGAUGAAAUCGGUGAAAACAAUUUCGUUCUAACUAGAGGACCCAACAAGGAUUCCUUGCACACAUUUAUGAAAAUUGCAUAUCAGUGUGUAGCAGAAACUCAAGACCAACGUCCAACAAUGAAAGUCGUUGUCAAGGAACUGGAGAAAGCACUAUCAUUUCAAUUGAAUUCAGAGGUAAAAUCUGAUUAUGUGGAGGAGAAGAGUGAUGCUUCCAUAAUUGAGACACAAGUAGUUGAGCUUUCUAAUGAAGUGAACAAUAUGAACAUGACUGGCGAAUCUGAAAAUUUUAAAAUUCAUAACAAGGAAAAUAUGUUACAUGACCAAACCGAUGACCCAGCUGAACCUGACUGUUGUAAGUUUGCUGUGUUUUGA